UCAGUUACAUACUAAUAAUUAUGUUGUUUGUUUCUGUUUUUCUCUCUCUAGUUCUUAUCUGUGCUGGAAUACCUUCUGGGAUUUUUCAACCAGGUAGUGGGCCACCAUCAGUUGUUGGAAAGGAAACUUCUGGUUCUUUUUCUGCUUGGAACCUCUUGUAUCGUUUGGAUGUUGUUAGCUGCAGUUCUGCAGCUAUACCUCCAUUAAAUCAGAGCUUUACUUACAGUGCCUGGCCAUAUCUCAAUUACUUCACUUGGGAAUUUCGAUGCUAUGCAACACUGGAGCUCCAUGCAUCUGUUCUUGCUGGUAAUAUCAUCACCUUAAGGUCCAAUUCGGAGAAUGGUCGUUAUAAACCACAUGUUCUCGAGUAUUUCCAUAUACAGUGUCCUCCUGGGAGAUUUGCACGAUUCGUUACUGGCAGCAGUUCAAUUGAACUUGAAGGGAGACACUCAAUAGGUGAUCAAAAUAUCUGUCUUGACUAUGUUCAAAUUAAAUUGCUUGCUACUGGUGAAAAGUGUGAGAUCUGUGGUAAUGAAGCACUGACUGAUAACUGUGGUAGCAUUGUGAACAGGACCUAUUCGUACAACACUAGCAAUAUGCUCAUCACUUUUAGAUCUAAUUCCGUUAAACAAGAGCGUGGUUUCAAGAUAAGUAUAGCAUGUAAUGCAAAUGAAAUGGAAGAGGAGGGCAUUGGAGAAUGCCUCAAAACAAGUUCAUCUUUGUCUUGGAAUGAGUACAAGAGAAUGAUACAAUCUCCUAAUUAUAUUGAAUAUACAGAAGCUAUCAGUCAUGUUCCUUAUGAUGCAACAGGAAUAUUGUUUGAUUUUUAUGGUGACUAUCAAUAUAAAAGUCUCAAAGCUCCAGUAAAGUCAUACAAGGGAAUACUGUCUCUGGCAAAAAUAGCACAAAAGAGUUGUGAUGCAUCAACUAGGACUGUUGCAAGAGAGGUACAGGAUCUAUUCCCAUACUCAAUGAGAGAAGAAGUACCUUAUUUUGAAGAACAACCUACUGGAGUUGAGGAACCAAUGCAAAUGGGAGACUUUGAGUUCCAACAAGAUUACAAGAAAUAGAUCAUUAGUAUAACUUUUAGUUUUGGUAGUGAGUAUAUGUUGUACAUUUUGCAACUUUAGGAAAAUACAAACAAACAGUUUUAACUUUUUAGUUUCAAUAUUACUAAAUACAUAAACAAUGUGCAGUCCUAAA
Amphimedon queenslandica is the source of this 1203-nucleotide messenger RNA. RefSeq lists its product as uncharacterized. The record is from RefSeq and is a predicted model, not a curated record. Bases 21 to 1070 code for a protein of 349 amino acids. The transcript is spliced from 5 exons. NCBI's taxonomy places the organism in Eukaryota, Metazoa, Porifera, Demospongiae, Haplosclerida, Niphatidae.